CUCUCUCUCCUCAUAGCACAAAUGCAACCACUCCUCCCCUCUCUUGGUCUCUGGACUCGGCGGCAACAGGCGACGAUGGCGAGAACAUGCAAGUCAAAGCAGGCGACGAUGGCGACUGACGGAGAGAACUCAGGGGUAGGCGGCGAUGGUGCGAGCAGAUUCAGAGACGGAGAGCGUGCAGAUUCAGAUGGCGAUUGACGAAGGUUUCCAGACAGUGAAGGAGGUGAGAUGGCGACAUAGCGUGAAGGAGAAGAGGGUGGAGGCGAUGGCCGAUUUGAUGGAGUCGCUCGUCGGAGAGCCGAAAGGCAGGGGAGUGCGAGGGAUGUGAGUCGUCGCGGGGAAUGGCGGCCGCCGAACGGUGUGGCAGCAGCGGCGGCCACUCUGUGACCUGUGGUUUUCAUUUGGGAAUUGGGAGGGGG
This is a messenger RNA of Linum tenue, 419 nucleotides long. The record is from the annotation of a GenBank genome assembly. NCBI's taxonomy places the organism in Eukaryota, Viridiplantae, Streptophyta, Magnoliopsida, Malpighiales, Linaceae.